CAAUCUCUUCUCACGGCUAAUCAGGUGGUGGUGGCUGGAUGCGGACGCCUGCCUCUUUUGAGAUCAGUCGAUUCAAGAUGGGCUCACAGUAAUCUCGAACUUCUAGCCAUCACCUUCAUGGAUUCCGACCCAGCUGCUCGCUUCGAUUAAGGGCCAGCUGCUCCACCCAGCUCCUCGACCCGCACAUGGUCAAGUUAGUCAAGCGUCAGUGCAUGUUUGUGGGCUUGAAUUAGGGAGGGAUCGAGCAAUACCCAUCACCCUCUAGAUCUCAUCACCUCACGCUGUAUAGGUGUUGCCACCAUGACAGUAAGUGAAUAUUUCGCACAACUGCUCAAGUCUUCGAUGGGAGAUACUGUCCUCGACACUGUCCAUGUAUUAUCGAGUGCCAUCGAGUUCAAACUCAAAGAGCUUGCGACUACCGUUGUCAUCAAAGGAGAUGGAGCGUCAUCUCUCUUGGUCAUAGUUACCAUCAUCGUCCUCACGUCCUCAGCACUCUGGUGGGGCUGGAUCUUCUUGUCAUGGAGAGAGAAUACCAAAAUUGCUGGUGCUCGAGGUGCCGGUGCACUUCCUUUGCCACCAGGAAGUUUUGGACUGCUACCAGUGCUUGGGGGCGAUACGCUGAGUUAUCUUGACGCGUAUCAAAAUUUCAACAUCAAGAGGUACGUGGAUCAGAAGGUGGCGAGGUACGGGCCCAUUUUCAAGACGUCGAUCAUGGGCCAGCCCACCAUAGUCCUGGAUUCUCCGGCUGGCAACAAGCUGCUGUUUCACGAGGAUGAGAAGCUGGUGCAGGGCUGGUGGCCCAAGAAUCUGAAAGCGCUGGUAAAUUACAACGGGCUGAGCGAAACGAAUGGCGAAGCUCACCGAGUUUUCCGACAGCAUAUCACGAGCAAUUUUCUGGGCGUGGAUGUCGUCCAUCGUUAUUUUCAGACCAUGGAGCGCAGGGCCAAGGCCGAGAUCGAGCCGUGGACUGAGCUCAAGGUCGGAUCUGAGCUCACGAUACCAACAGUAGACGUUUUGAAGAAUUAUAGUUUUCGUUUGAUUUGUGAGCUCUCGAUCAGCCUGAAGGAUGUAAGGGAGGUGGAGCAGCUGAGACAUAAGUUUGACAUGUGGUCCGAAGGUUUCAUGGCCGUUCCAGUGAAUUUUCCCGGGACUUCUUUCAACAGAGCUUUGAGGGCCAGAGACGUUAUGGCUGACGAGAUGGGGAAGAAGAUAAAGCAGAGGAGGAAGGAGUUGAAGGAAGGUCUUGCUUCGGAAACGCAAGACUUUCUGUCUGUCAUGUUGACUCAUCCCGAUGAGACUGGCCACAUUGUCGAAGAUAAAAUCCUGGUGCACACACUGCUGCUAUUGCUUUGGACAGCUUCGGACACCACCGCGUCCACUCUCGCCAUGGUGCUCCGAGAAACUUCAAGAAAUCCUCACGUCUACCGUGAACUUAUGAAAGAGCAUGCAAGCAUAACAAGAGGUAAGAAGGACGGAGAAAUGUUGACAACCGAAAAUUUGCGGUCGAUGAAGUAUACGUGGAGAGUGGUGCAAGAGACAUUGCGUUUGUAUCCAAUUCUGCUUGGACUGUUCCGUGAGGCGAAGACUGAUUUCGAGUAUCAGGGCUAUACUAUACCCAAGGGCUAUAAGCUUCUAGUAACGUCGGCGCCCUUGUUAGAUCCAAAGUUUUACAAAGAUCCAAAGACGUUCGACCCAUCAAGGUUCGAGAAAGUCGGUGGAGGAGCUCCAGCAUUUACCUACUUCCCUUUCGGUGGCGGUCACCGGAUGUGUCCGGGCAAUGAAUUCGCCAAAGCAAGUAUCAUCAUAUUCGUGCACCAGUUUCUGAAACACUUCAAGUGGACUCUCGUUCAUCCUGAUGAAAAGAUCAGGUACUCCUUUCUAGCUACUCCUGAACAUGGCUUACCUAUGAAACUAACCAAGAUCAAGCCAGCGUUCUAGCUGCACAUGCAUAUGCGCAUACUCAUCCCUAAACAGGCUCUUGGAAACUGGAAUAAGCAUCCAAACGGAAGUGCAAACUUGAAGUCCAACUUAACCUCUUUGUACACUCUCACUCCUUGUUAUGGACUUGUAGGGCUUAUGUAAACUGAGCUCAGUUUCACGAGUCUAGGAAAGAGCUCUUCAGAUACUAGAAUAACAUUAUCAUACGGUCAAACAUAGCAAUCACAGAAAUUGUUCAUCACGGAGAAGAUGCAAACGAACAUGACAACAUGAAUCUCGUUAACUGUAUUACAGCUACAUUGUUCGGACUUCUCGGACCAUAUUGAAUUGAUUGAUCGGAUGCACAUACAAGUGUAGGUAACGUUCAAAGCUUUGACUGGCUGUUCGGUGGACUCAGGCAGUGUAUCUAAAAUGUUGUAACUGGGCUUUGUAACUUAAGUCCUACUUGGAACGGAGGUUCUUUGAGCUUUUAUACAGUUUAUUGCAGUUUCCAUGAGUGUAACCCCCUU
Molecule: messenger RNA, 2447 nt
Organism: Marchantia polymorpha subsp. ruderalis
Lineage: Eukaryota; Viridiplantae; Streptophyta; Marchantiopsida; Marchantiales; Marchantiaceae
Source: the annotation of a GenBank genome assembly